Molecule: messenger RNA, 526 nt
Organism: Solanum dulcamara
Lineage: Eukaryota; Viridiplantae; Streptophyta; Magnoliopsida; Solanales; Solanaceae
Product: fruit-specific protein-like
Exons: 2
Coding region: 3-314 (103 amino acids)
Source: RefSeq, a predicted model, not a curated record
AUAUGAUCCUUCUCCAUGAAAGAAAUCACCACAUGAUAAACUUAUUCUAUUUAUUCAUUAUUAGCAAUAUAAUUCAAAGUGUGUUUGCAAAUAUGGCUGCUAAUCAUCCACCAGUCAACAACUUUGCUAUUUUCUUCAUUCUUCUCUUGGCGAUGACUAUAGCAGUUGAUAUGCCAAAAUUACAAGUUAUGGGAUCUUGUGGCGAUGAUUGUUCUUCUAACAGUGAGUGUGGUGGCUGGACUGCUUGUCAGUGGUGUUGGGAGAAGACGGAUUUUAAUGGUAAUAGUUACCGCUCCUGCAGCAUCUUGCCAUGAACAAUAUCACUAGCUGGAAAUGCUUUCAUUGUUUAUAUAUAUCUGCUACCUCUAAAUAUAUACUUAUGUAUUUGUUUCUGAUUUGCGUUUGUGUUUCUUUUUUCCUUUUUAACAAUAAGUUUAUUGUAGUGUUGUCUUUAUAUGUUCUUUCCCUUCUAUAACAUAUAGCUCUAAUUAGUUUGGUGUGAAGGAAUAUCAAUGUAGUAUUAAUA